This is a messenger RNA of Strongylus vulgaris, 483 nucleotides long. NCBI's taxonomy places the organism in Eukaryota, Metazoa, Nematoda, Chromadorea, Rhabditida, Strongylidae. The record is from the annotation of a GenBank genome assembly.
AUGCUGCCUGAGUUUGUUGGUGCUUCUAAAACCGCGCAGCUUCACUGUAUUGGAUAUAAUGUAUACCGUGAUGAAGAAUUGGGAAGGUUGAUAUAUAACUACAAUGUUAGCUGGACGGACAAGACGGACGAAAGCUUUCAAGCUUGGGAUCACCUCGUUAGGAAGUUAAUAAAGUCCAAUAAAGUUGCAAUCAAAAUACCCAUUCACUGUGAUGGCCCAUGUGGCCGGCUUACCGAAGAUUACGUACAGUUUGGUCUAUGUGAACACACAGUUUGUCGUGAUUGCUAUGAGAAUGCAAGAAGCGCUGAUCACGAAGGUUUGCACGGUUGCUGUAAUGCUGACUGCUUGAAAUUAUGGCAGCGAGAGGAACGUCGUAAAACCAGAAUAGCUAGGAAGGAAGAGCAAGCCAGGGCAAAAAGAGUGAGAAGUGAUGUAUGUAAGCAGUCUGCUACAGUAGCAGGAAGUGUUAUACCGAACUCAUAG